Molecule: messenger RNA, 1008 nt
Organism: Metarhizium brunneum ARSEF 3297
Lineage: Eukaryota; Fungi; Ascomycota; Sordariomycetes; Hypocreales; Clavicipitaceae
Gene: sec14
Product: Sec14 cytosolic factor
Source: RefSeq, a predicted model, not a curated record
AUGGAUAUCGACAAGAAGUACGAUAACUACGACUUCCCGGUUACUGCCGCCGAGCGUCAGGAUGGCCAUGCUGGUCACCUUAAUGAGCAGCAAAUUGCCCAGGUCCACCAGCUGCGUAUGAUGCUUGAAGCUGAGGGAUACACGGAUCGUCUGGACACAUUGACUUUGUUGCGAUUCCUGCGAGCGCGCAAGUGGGAUGUCAAGCUGUCCAAGGCUAUGUUCGUUGAUACCGAAAAGUGGCGAAAGGAGACCAAGCUCGACGAGACCGUUCCCAUCUGGGACUACCCCGAGAAGCCUGAGAUUGCCAAGUACUACAAGCAGUUCUACCACAAGACGGACAAGGAUGGUCGUCCCAUCUACAUCGAGACACUUGGCGGUAUUGACCUGACCGCCAUGUACAAAAUCACCACCGCCGACCGAAUGCUUAGCAACCUUGCCGUCGAGUACGAGCGGCUCGCCGACCCACGACUGCCCGCCUGCUCUCGCAAGGUCGGCAACCUUUUGGAGACUUGCUGCACCGUUAUGGAUCUCAAAGGCGUAACCGUGACCAAGGUCCCGUCUGUCUAUUCCUACGUUCGUCAGGCCUCCGUCAUCUCCCAGAACUACUACCCUGAGCGCCUGGGAAAGCUGUUCCUUAUCAACGCCCCGUGGGGGUUUUCAACUGUUUGGAGCGUUGUCAAGGGCUGGCUUGACCCCGUCACCGUCAAGAAGAUCCACAUUCUUGGCAGUGGUUACCAGAGCGAGCUGCUGAAGCAUAUCGAGAAAGAGAGUCUACCCGUUGAGUUUGGCGGUACUUGCACCUGUGAGGGUGGGUGCGAAAACAGUGAUGCCGGUCCAUGGCACGACCCUCAAUGGGCACGACCUGCCUGGUGGGAGAAGAAGGCAGACGAGAAGACUAUCCAAAACAACGGCUCCAAGAUUGAGACGGCCCAAGAUGGUCCCGCUAUUGAGCCUGCCCCUAUCGCCGAAACAGCCAAGGAUGAGACAGUGCAAACUGCUGCUGCUUAA